AAACACCUUAGAUUAAUUAAAUAGUCCGGAUAGGAGUAAUUAAAUGACAAGUGAGAGUGGCAACAAUGAUAGAAUAUGACGUCACGGGAUCAGCUGACACCUAACAACAACAACAACAACACAGACUCACAACACAACUCAGACCCUUAGUGUUGUGACGUAGUGGUUCAUUUGAGGUUAAUAUCUCGUUAGAAAUAGCUAGUUUAUGGGUAGAGUGGUGAAGAUAUGAACGCAGCUAACCACGCACAGUGCCAUAGAAGGCGAGGAUCAAGAGACGAGAGAGGACAAGGAGGUGAAAUAACCAAUAACAGCAAACCACAGCAACCAGAGAGAGGAGAACAGGAAGAAGAAACCACAACAGCAGGAGACCAUUUACUCGUCCAGGACGGUGAGGAGAAGCAGCAAUCACAGUUCCCUAAUCCACAACAAACAGACACCAGUAUGAAUAGGACGAUGCAGAUUAAGACCAGAACCUCGCGUGCCAAGCCAAGAGGUCGGUCUGGUUCCUGGUCUGGGGUCAAUGAGAGUGACGACGAGCUUGAAAAGAUGGCACAAGCGUUGAGUCAGCCGCCCCCAGAGAUCAAGGUGUCUUCGGCCGAGCAGAAUGGCGGCUCACGGUACGGGUCGAUCACGUCUAGCAUCAACAGCACCGGGCAAUGUAGUCCCCUCGAUGAUUCCGUGACAACUAAUACCACAACGGGUCUCUUCAGUCCUGAGGUCACGUCGGACAGGAUGAGACGUAGACUGAAGUUCUUUUUUAUGAACCCCAUGGAGAAGUGGCACGCCCGGCAACGAUUCCCGUGGAAACUAUUGCUCCAAAUAUUCAAAAUUAUCGUCGUCACCGCGCAGCUGUGUCUGUUUGCCCAGCAGCGCUACAACCACGUCAACUAUCUCUGGGACACCAAGAUCUCCUUUUCGCACCUGUUUCUUCAAGGUUGGGACACCACCAUGGAAAUACAGGUUUACCCUCCACCGGGGGGUCCUCUCGCUGUGUACAAAAAGUCGAGCUUUUUUGAGUAUUUGGAUUAUGCAGCAAUCACGUACGCCAACAUCCACGACACAGCGAUAGGAACGUACGCAUACAUGUACAAGAACGACAGCAUUGUGUCCCCGACCUUCUGUACCACGCAUUACGUCAGCGGUGAAGCCUUCUUGAAAAACAACUCCUUCAUCCUCGACAACAACACCACUAAAACGUGUAUCAACAUUCCCCCGUCAGAAGCCAACGUCACACACUGGUCCUCGAAGACAUACUUGGAACAACAGAACUUCACUUUAAACUUUGACCUCCUCCUCAACGCAGAAUUUGAAUUUAUUUUACGCACCAUCAAGUUGAGAGUCAGCCUUCCCUUCGAUACUCCAGAGUGUUACUGCAUGACGAGCAAAGUUCAGUUUAAUAAUCACGAUCACGACGGACAGAUGCUGGUGGACCUACAAGUGGGCGCCCAAGUGUUGGAGUGUGACGGUUCCGUACAGGUGGUCUCCGAGGCUAAGACUCUGAGAGUGUGGAGGAUGAUAAUCAACGUCACCAGUAUCCUCAUCUGCGUCACCUCACUCAUCAUGUGCGUCAGGGCCAUCUACCGAGCUCAGAUUCUUAGGAAGGCAACAGCAUCAUUUUUCCAUCGCCAUUACGGUAGAGAACUUACACUGGAGGAGCGGAUGGAGUUCCUCAACCUGUGGUACGUGCUGAUCUGCGUCAACGACAUUCUCAUCAUCAUCGGAUCAUUCUUCAAGAUCGGCCUCGAGAGUAAGUUAUUGCGUACAAAUCAUCCAGAAUUUGUGAAAAGCAGCUUUCAAGUGAGCUAUGACGGUUACCUCGACACAUGGAACAUCUGCUCGCUCUUCCUCGGUCUAGGCAACAUGUUUGUCUGGUUUGGGUGUCUCAGAUAUCUGGGCUUCUUCGCCACGUACAAUAUAAUGAUCCUGACGAUGAAGAAAUGUAUCCCAAACGUGUUACGCUUCUCCACAUGUCUCAUGAUGGUGUUUGCCGGCUACUGUUUGUGUGGCUGGCUCGUGCUGGGGCCCUACCACCUCAAGUUCCGCACCUUCUCGUCGACGAUGGAGUGUUUGUAUUCUCUCAUCAACGGAGACGACAUGUUCGCUACGUUCUCCUCGACGUCUGGGAAGGACCCGGUGGUGUGGUGGUUCUCCCGGGCUUACCUCUACUCCUUUAUCUCUCUCUUCAUCUACGUCAUUCUUAGUCUGUUUAUUGCUAUUAUUAUGGACGCCUACGAGACCGUUAAGCAUUGUUAUGAUGAUGGAUUCCCUGAGUCGGGAUUGAUGAAGUUCGUCAACGAGUGCACGGAAGAGCCCUCGAGCGGGGUCUUCCACGACGACGGUGACCGCACCAUUCACGACGUCAUCAACUCCCUCUUCUGCUGCGGACUCGAGAGAAACCACCAAGACAUGGAAUACGAGCCGCUCAUCACGUAAACACAACAACACGUAGCAUCGAGAAAGGCCUAUCAUCUCCAUGUCGCGUUUUGCAUCAGAAUAACAAUAACCUUCGGGUGUGUUAUGAUACAUGGGGCAGGUAUCUCGAGCACUGGAUUUGUAAACACUGGAGCGGAAAUUAGUACAGAUGAAAUUAUAAAGUGUGUAUUGGCACCGUAGUUUACAAAUGGCGAUGAGCGUCAGUUGGCAGCUUGUAUGGGGCGCACCGGGCAAGAACUAGAAUAGCAGCAGAAAAAAAUUUAAAAAUAAGUAAACACAUCUUAAGCCGGACUGUCACUUGUCUUGUUCAUGCCCGGAGCGACUCAUAUUUAAUCAAAAUUGUGUAAGUUGAUCACAGUUGAUGAAAAUGUAUAUGAAUUUAUGUUGUAUGCCAAUUUAUUAUCGUUUCGUGACAUCCUGACUCUAAAUUUUUUGUUUUAUUAUUGUUUAAUUCUGUACAAGGACACAGCAAAUAUCUUGUGUAAUAUUAAGUAUAUGUGAGUCUUUCUGCCAUUGUUGGAACCAAAGUAUUGUAUGUUGAGUCAUACACACACGUCAGACACCACCAGUCUCGAUAUAACUUCACACAUUUAACGACCAACAUUUCAGGAGUCGGUGCUGUAAACGAUAACCGCCAACGAAACGACAUAAAUACUGUCCUUGAAAUAUUUGCCAAGACGAACCACUGGUAAGAAUUGCUGCCUGUUUACUGAGGGAAUUACACUUUUGUUACAUAGAAUAAUUAGAAGCAUCUUGUAUAUGUUAAUAUAGAAACAUGACCUUUUUUCUACUAUACCAAAGCUGCUAUAUAUCUGCCCACUAUAUCUAACACACAUAAUAAACCCAGAGAUCUCUUAUAGACGAUAUAUACAGUCUACUAUAUGACUUAAGACAUGCCUAUGUUAUACAGAUCAACCAACAUACUGUACACCUUGGAUAUUUCAAGCGAUGUAUACUGUAACUCAAAGAUAGUAUGUAUUGUCUAUUCCUCAUGGAUAAUAAGCUUUAAAAUGUACAAUAUAUAACUGAUGAUAAAGUCACUACUGGUUAGAAAGAUUUGGAAUCACAUGAAGAUUAGACACCCCAGUUAUCUGAUGAUUAAAUACCCUUAAUUUAAACCAUUUACACCUGAUAAUUAAACACCUUUAACCUAACCAUCACAUAUGGGUGUUUCAUCAUCAGGCAAAAUAAACUAGUGUGUCUAAUCUUUAGGUGAUGUGAAAUUAUACCACAUUACUACUGACUAAAUACAUCUGUUUAUUAAGUAUUCAGAUGUAUCUAUGUGAUUACUAUACACUUACGGGUUUAAUGUGCACGUUGUCGGUGUUAUUGUGAGUGUGGCCUAAGGUGGGGGAGCAUUACAAGGGACAGCGCAUCGUACGUCUUUGAGCUGGUGUUUGUGUUUCCCGUCCACAACUUGGCUAUAAAAUGUCUGAUGGGAUUAUACAUUGGCUAUAAUUGUAUCAAGCAUUAUACAGUACAUUGACAAUAAAAUGUAUGAUGACAUUAUACAUUAGUUAUAAAAGGUAUGAUAGUAUCUUUGGACCCUAAUAUGAUCACAUAUGAUAAAUGUACACUCUGGGAGGUGUGUGUGGCCCUUGAUUUACAGGACGCCAUGUUUAUAAGCCAUUGUGUGCCGUAAUAUCAUAAUAAUUUGAAUUUAUCGUAACAGAAUUACAGUAAAACGUUAUUUGUGUCACGUACAAGUAUCUUAUUUUGGUCUGCGGGAAAUACAUUUGUUGUCUAUUGUUACAUGAGGACCAGAGAACAUUAUGUGCAGUGACCCCGAUGUAUGUACUGAGGGAAGAGGAAUGAUUCUUGCACAUACUGAGGGAAGAGGAAUGAUUCUUGCACAUAUUGAGGGAAGAGGAAUGAUUCUUGCACAUAUUGAGGGAAGAGGAAUGAUUCUUGCACAUAUUGAGGGAAGAGGAAUGAUUCUUGCACAUAUUGAGGGAAGAGGAAUGAUUCUUGCACAUACUGAGGGGACAGGAAUGAUUCUUGCACAUACUGAGGGGACAGGAAUGAUUCUUGCACAUACUGAGGGUACAGGAAUGAAUGACACAUACUGAGGGAAGAGGAAUGAUUCUUGCACAUACUAAGGGAAGAGGAAUUUGUAAGUAAUUGGUUUUAUUUUUAAUACGAGAAGUCCCGAGAUUCAUCUGUAUGUAAUCAUAUCCUGAAAAUACAGUCGAACCUCAAAAUGUCGAAUUAAUUUUCCCCAUAAAUAAUGUAAUCACCUCGACCAUGUAACACACCGUCCAAUUGGCGAGUUUGUCCGGUGAAAACUAAGGCAAUGGGUAGUAAUUGAUAAUGAUCGAAAAGGCGAGUUAAACGAACCUUGAACAGCCUAAUCUCGGGACUUACCUGGACAAGGAUCUUUUUCAGGAUACAGUAACUUUCCAGUAGUUUGACUAAUAGUAAAUAACAAAAACUGCUAUAGCUAAAUUUAUUACCAUUCCAGCUUAAAGUUUUGUUUUAAUGACGUUAUUUCUGAAUCAAAAAUCCUGAAAUAAAGUUACCAUUUUAUUUUAACAUGAUGGAUUAAUACCUUGUGAUGCUAAUUUUGUACAGUCUAUUACUUUAUUCCCUGUAUAUUUGUAAAUAGAUAAUUCUCUUUUAGGUGAACCAAGGAGUCUUGUUUAAUAGACAUAUUUCUAUUUGUUUUAAUAUCACCCAAAGUUUGAUUACACGACAUUCUCCCACACAAACUUGGACCGAACGUUACAGUGCUGUAUCCAGAGCCUGAGAAUAGGGAGAAGUUACAGUGGUGGGCAAAAUGUUAGGGAGGGGGGGGGGGGUCCAACCAGCCAUAAAGACAUACAUUAAGACAUAUUUAAUUAGUGUACAGUACAAAUAAUCUGUAGUAUGUAAUUAGGCUACAGUGUCAAUUGGUUCUGUAUUCUUCUGGGACAUCUAAAAGGAGGGGGGGGGGGGGUUACAAACAUGCAGUAACCCCCCCCCUCCUGGAUACAGCCCCGUUUUAAGCAACAUAUCCCGACUAGUCUUGACACACACAAAAUAUCUCAUAAUACUGUAUUGACCAAUUAAGUGACAAUAAGUAUGUAUGUGUCAAGACCAGUUAUAAUAUACUGCCAAGUGUUCAAUUAAGUUUUUGUUUGAAUAUCAAGUAAUGUCAAAUAAGUCAAACUCUCGGUGAAGUCGAGACAAAUGUUAUAAUUGAACUACGAAUCCAGACUUUUUUUGUGUCGCCUUUGAAUAUAUUGUACUGUCCUGUAUAUCUCGAAUUACUGCCUUACUAUUAUGAAUGAUGCCGUAGUGUCAGUAUACAGUAUGUAAUGUAGUAUUGUACCCUGUAUAUAUUUAACAGGUUCAGAUAUCCUGUUACGUUUAAUAUUCCAACACAUACAUUGCCUGUCCGAUCGGAUUAACCCCUAGAGUAUGGUGUAACCUCCGAGAAUAAAAUAAUCGGGUGUUAGCUAAUUAAAAUAUUAAAAAUGGCAUCCCCGUAGUGAAGGAGUUAGUGGCUAGGAGGUAGAUUGCUUGAUUUUAUAGAUUAAUAAUCGCACGUUUCUCAAAUGUACUGUGUUGUAGCGGAGACCAUUUGUAAUUUCAGCUUUUAUGGAUUACCUGAAGUAUAGACCUCCAGAUAAUUUAUGAGGUGGUAAAAUUUCAGGUGAUUACUUAUGGGGCUAAAUUUCAGGUGAGAACUUGAGGGGCUAAUCUUCAGGUGGACACUAGGGAGGAGGCUAAUCUUCAGUGACUCAAAAAGGCUAAAUUAUGAAUGGUUUAGACUACACCACUGCUGGAUUGGUAGUUGUCAUGGCCAGUGUUCAGCUUAUAAUGACAGUCAGGGGAUUAAUGUCAUCAUACUCAAGGGAUUAAUAUCAUCGUACAUAAGAGAUUUAUAACCUCACACACAAGGGGUUAAACAGUCAGCAUAAUUAAUGAGCUUGAGCUGCAUCUGACAGGAGGGGAUACAGUACUAAAUAUUAUCCCAAGAUACGUUAAUAUCAUAUUUUGUAGAGAGAAUGACUACAGAAGUGAUAGGGCCAAGAUAUACAGUACACAAGUCAAGGGAAUGAGUUACCUAAAUGAACUAUACCCUGACUGUCAUCUGAUGUGUUGUUACUUGGGACAGAUAUUCCUUCAGUUUAGGAGGGAGGGAACAUUUGACCCCGACUCUUCAAUAUACCUUUGUAAAAUUAUGACACCUACCUCUUUGGAAAGUUUUUGGAAGGUAUAUAUCUACUGUAUGUGUAAAAGUUUAUAUAAAAAAGUAUUUGGAUGUGAAAGUAAAUUAUCUGUUUAAAAUAUAUGUAUAAAACGACACAAGAUAAAGUAUUUGGAUGUGAAACAAAAUCAUCUGUUAUAUUUAGAAACUUUCCCUGUGUGUUCCUAUUAUGCCAUUGUCCUGUGUGUUACUGUAUUUGUAAAUAUUAUAUUAUACUUCAAUACAUUAUUUAUAUUUAA
Homarus americanus (American lobster) is the source of this 6864-nucleotide messenger RNA. RefSeq names its product mucolipin-3-like. The record is from RefSeq and is a predicted model, not a curated record. Gene Ontology annotation, molecular function: NAADP-sensitive calcium-release channel activity. The transcript is spliced from 15 exons. NCBI's taxonomy places the organism in Eukaryota, Metazoa, Arthropoda, Malacostraca, Decapoda, Nephropidae. Bases 226 to 2433 code for a protein of 735 amino acids. Gene Ontology annotation, cellular component: plasma membrane; lysosomal membrane.